Podospora anserina S mat+ is the source of this 1356-nucleotide messenger RNA. RefSeq lists its product as uncharacterized. The coding region runs from base 1 to 1356 and encodes 451 amino acids. The record is from RefSeq and is a predicted model, not a curated record. The transcript has a single exon. Lineage: Eukaryota; Fungi; Ascomycota; Sordariomycetes; Sordariales; Podosporaceae.
AUGCGUUACUCCAUUCUCUUCACUGCGGCGACAGCAGCCGUUUUAUCGGCUGCGGCACCAGCAUCUAGUGAGAAUGACCAAGAGAUCUCCCCCCGUCAAGUCCAAUGCGCACCCUUGCCUUCUCCCUUCCCGACCUGGCAACAACUCCCACUCCAGUCCUCGCUCCCUGACCCCUUUUUACCGUUAAAGUACACCACCACCGACAACGCCGCCGGUUCCUCGACCUUUGCCCGCGAUGUCAUGACCGGCAACGCCCCCAACCGCAUCAGGUCCCGUGCUGAGUGGUACCAGUGCCGCCAACCCGAGAUCCUCCAGUUCCUCCAAGAAUACCAAUUCGGGUACUACCCCGACCCAACCCAGGAAAAGGUCGAAGCCACCCGGUCAGGCACGACCCUGCAAAUCACCGUCACGGGUCCCCAAAACAAACGCGGCUCCUUCAGGGCCACCAUCCAGCUGCCCUCCGGAGCGAGCAGCUCCCGUCCGGCGCCCGUCGUGAUCAACAUAGGCGGCAUGCAAAACCAGCCCUACCUCCAAGCCGGCAUCGCCGUCGCCCAGUUCGACUACACCACCGUGGCCCCCGACAGCAACUCCAAGACGGGAGUCUUUUGGAGCAUCUACAACGGCCGCGACAUUGGCGUCCUGACCGCCUGGGCCUGGGGCUUCCACCGCACCCUCGACGCGAUCCAGCUCACCGUCCCAGAGAUCGACCCCUACCGCGUCGGUGUGACUGGCUGCUCCCGUCUGGGGAAAGCCGCCCUGGUCGCGGGGCUGUUUGACAAGCGCAUCACCGUCACCAUGCCCAUGUCUUCUGGCGUUCAGGGGUUGGGACCGUACCGGUACUUUACGCUGUCCGGGCAGGGGGAGAACCUCGAGAACAGCAAGCAGGGUGCCGGGUGGUGGUCGAAUUCCAAGCUUGGGAGUUUUAUGAACCACCACGAGAACCUGCCCUUUGACGCGCACACCAUUGCCGCUGCCAUCGCUCCGCGGGCGUUGAUUAUCGACCAGGGAACGGGCGACCAGUUUGUGAACAGCAAAGGGACGGCAACCGUCAUUUUCCCAGCGGCCAAGGUGGUGUAUGACUGGCUUGGGGCGGGGGACAAGAUUGGAAUCAAUGUCAGGAGCGGAGGACAUUGUGAUAUGAGCGGAUUGUACGUUUUCCGCAUGCCUGAUCAAUUUGUGUGGACGGAAAUGCUGACCGAAGCAGUAACGGGAUCCUGCCCUUUGUGCAAAAGAUCUUUUUCAACACCACCACCACCAGAAACUUUCACAGCCUGGGCACCUACAACACACCCCUGGCCACAUCGUACCCUUGGGCAACUGCCGUUCCGCAGGCGUAGGCUGGGAAAUUCAAGAUAG